GGGCGGCGCUGCUCCCCCUCCCUGGCCGGCCGCGGCGGGGACGCGCUGGCACGCGGGUCCAGGUCCCCGCCGUCGCCCGCAGGUCUGUUUGGAAGCUCUGCUACUGAACCAUGCUGGCCCCCAACGGGCCUGCUGCAAGUCCAGCUCACGGAGGCAGGUGGCCAUGAGUAGCCGCAGCCACAAUGGCAGCGUGGGGCGGCCUCUGGGCAGUGGGCCUGGAUUCCUUCGCUGGGAGCCUGUGGACCCUGAGGCAGGCCGCCCCACACAGCCCACCCAAGGCCCAGGCCUGCAGAUGGUGGUCAAGGGUCAGCCUACCGGGCUGUCACCCGGUGGUCCCAGGGGCUACCCCCAGGAGCAGGAGGAAGAAGAGGAAGAGGAAGAGGAGGACAGGACAGGCUCUGGGAAGCCCCCAACGGUCAGCCACCGCCUGGGCCACCGUAGGGCCCUCUUUGAGAAACGUAAAAGACUCAGUGACUACGCGCUCAUCUUUGGCAUGUUUGGGAUUGUCGUCAUGGUGACAGAAACAGAGCUGUCCUGGGGUGUGUACACCAAGGAGUCUCUGUGGUCGUUUGCCCUGAAAUGUCUCAUCAGCCUGUCCACUGUCAUCUUGCUUGGCCUUGUCAUCCUUUACCACGCCCGCGAGAUCCAGCUGUUCUUGGUGGACAAUGGUGCCGAUGACUGGCGUAUCGCCAUGACGUGGGAGCGCGUGUCCUUGAUCUCGCUGGAGCUGGCUGUGUGUGCCAUACACCCGGUGCCCGGCCACUACCGCUUCACGUGGACGGCGCGGCUGGCCUUCUCGCUGGUGCCGUCGGCAGCCGAGGCGGAUCUGGAUGUGCUUCUCUCCAUCCCCAUGUUCCUGCGCCUCUACCUGCUGGCCCGGGUCAUGCUUCUGCAUAGCCGCAUCUUCACCGACGCGUCCAGCCGCAGCAUCGGGGCCCUUAACCGCGUUACCUUCAACACGCGAUUCGUCACCAAGACGCUCAUGACUAUCUGCCCUGGCACUGUGCUGUUGGUCUUCAGCAUCUCCUCCUGGAUUGUUGCUGCGUGGACAGUGCGUGUGUGCGAGAGGUACCAUGACAAGCAGGAGGUGACCAGCAACUUCCUGGGAGCCAUGUGGCUUGUCUCCAUUACCUUCCUGUCCAUCGGCUACGGAGACAUGGUGCCGCACACCUACUGUGGGAAGGGGGUGUGUCUGCUCACUGGCAUCAUGGGAGCAGGCUGCACUGCACUGGUGGUGGCCGUCGUGGCCCGGAAGUUGGAACUCACCAAGGCUGAGAAACAUGUGCACAACUUCAUGAUGGAUACACAGCUCACCAAGCGGGUAAAAAACGCUGCUGCAAACGUUCUCAGGGAGACAUGGCUCAUCUACAAACACACCAGGCUAGUGAAGAAGCCAGACCAAGGCCGGGUUCGGAAACACCAGCGUAAGUUCCUUCAGGCCAUCCAUCAGGCUCAGAAGCUCCGGAGUGUGAAGAUUGAACAAGGGAAGGUGAAUGAUCAGGCCAACACGCUGGCUGAACUGGCCAAGGCACAGAGCAUCGCAUACGAGGUGGUGUCAGAGCUGCAGGCCCAGCAGGAAGAGUUGGAGGCGCGCCUGGCCGCCCUGGAGAGCCGCCUGGAUGUCCUGGGCGCCUCCCUGCAGGCCCUACCAGGCCUCAUAGCCCAAGCCAUAUGCCCUCUACCACCGCCCUGGCCUGGGCCUGGUCACCUGGCCACAGCCAUGCAGAGCCCACGAAGCCACUGGCUGCCCACCAUAGGAUCAGACUGUGGGUGAUGGACCACUGGUCACUAGACUGCUUGGUCUCAGCCAUCGGGGGGCCACAGCUAACUCCUCAUCGUUCUGGACCUUCUGGACUACUGCAUUUACAGGCUUGGGUGGAACUGAGCCGACUGGACUGGCACUCAUUCCUCUGAGGAGGGACUACAGGAUCCAUGCCCCCUUAGUUGUCCCAAGCCCCAGAAGGGCAGGAAGUAGUGGCAGAGGCCCUCAACAUUUCUAAGUAAAUCAGGGGCCUUUGGCCCACUUCCUGUUUAAACGGCAGGAGGCACGAGCAUCUCCCCAGAGGAGGUGGAUGACCCGCCUGAGGAUUCCUGAAUGAGCAGGAAAAGGGUGGAAUGUCCUGCACAGGCACUGAGUACCUGCUGUAUACAGGGACUGAUACAAUGACUUCUCCUCAGGCUCUAUAUGACUGGAGUAAGAUACAAACAAAUGAAAGUUCAGAGAGGUGAGGCCACUUGCCUGCAGCCACACAGCGAUGAUCUGAGGUAAACACACUUGUCAAACAGCA
Molecule: messenger RNA, 2288 nt
Organism: Arvicanthis niloticus (Nile rat)
Lineage: Eukaryota; Metazoa; Chordata; Mammalia; Rodentia; Muridae
Source: RefSeq, a predicted model, not a curated record